This is a messenger RNA of Aspergillus japonicus CBS 114.51, 1099 nucleotides long. RefSeq names its product SDR family oxidoreductase. Lineage: Eukaryota; Fungi; Ascomycota; Eurotiomycetes; Eurotiales; Aspergillaceae. The record is from RefSeq and is a predicted model, not a curated record. The transcript is spliced from 5 exons. Gene Ontology annotation, molecular function: oxidoreductase activity, acting on the CH-OH group of donors, NAD or NADP as acceptor. The coding region runs from base 46 to 1098 and encodes 350 amino acids.
CCUUCUUCAUUCAUCAAUCUUGUUGAGAUCCCUUCCUGACACAUCAUGACUCGCGUACUUCUCACCGGUGGAAGCGGCUUCAUCGCUGCCCAUGUCCUGGAAACCCUCCUAGCCCGCGGCCACUCCGUCGUCACCACCGUUCGAUCGCAGACCAAGGCCGAUGCCAUCCAGAAAGCCCACCCAGAAGUCACCCAGGAUCGCUUGUCGUUCGCUAUUGUUGAAGAUAUUGCCCAGCCGAAUGCUUUUGACCGCGCGGUGGUUUCGGAUCCUCCUUUCGAAGCUGUCAUCCACACGGCCAGCCCGUAUCACUUCCACGCUAAGGACGCAAAGGAGUUGUUGUUGCCAGCCGUCACUGGCACCACAGGGAUCUUGCAGUCGGUACAGAAGUAUGCCCCGCUAGUGAAGCGUGUCGUUGUGACUUCUUCCUUUGCUGCCAUCAACGAUGUCUUUGCCUCUGCCGCUGGCAAGGUUUACUCAGAGGCGGACUGGAGUCCCAUCACCGAAGCCCAGGCCAACGACAGCCCCGCCAACGCUUACCGAGCCAGCAAGACGUUUGCUGAACGAGCCGCCUGGGACUUUGUCGAGCGCGAGAAGCCCAACUUCACCCUCUCCGUGAUGAACCCCCCACUUGUCCUCGGCCCGAUCACCCACCACCUCACCUCCCUCGACGCCAUCAACACCUCCAACCAGCGCAUCCGGGACCUGCUCUCCGGCGCGGCCAAGAACCGCUGCCCGCCCACGGGCAACUACCUGUUCGUGGACGUCCGCGACCUCGCCCUGGCGCACGUCCUUGCCGUCGAGAAGGAGGCCGCCGGCGGCAAGCGCUUCUUCACCGUGUCGAGCCACUUCUCCAACGCGGAGAUCGUCGCCAUCAUCGCCGAGGAGUUCCCCCAGUACAAGGACCGGCUGCCCACGGGCGACGCGCUGAAGCCCGGCCAAUACCCGGCGGACGGGGUGUACGGGUUCGACAACACGCGGGCGCGCGAAAUUCUGGGCGUGCAGUUCCGGCCGCUGCGCGAGAGUAUUGUGGAUGCUGUGAAGAGUUUGUUGCCGCUUGGGGCGGAUAAGUAUCAGGGUGAGGCGGGGCCGGAGCGGUAGG